Messenger RNA from Ascoidea rubescens DSM 1968, 414 nucleotides. RefSeq names its product Brr6/Brl1 family protein. Gene Ontology annotation, biological process: lipid homeostasis; nuclear envelope organization. The annotation marks the transcript as partial. Lineage: Eukaryota; Fungi; Ascomycota; Saccharomycetes; Ascoideales; Ascoideaceae. Gene Ontology annotation, cellular component: nuclear membrane; nuclear envelope. The transcript has a single exon. The record is from RefSeq and is a predicted model, not a curated record.
CCAUAUGUUAUAUCAUCAUAUAUUCAAUUAAUUGUAAAUAUAAUGACAAGCACUCUUAUAAUAUAUUUAAUUAUAAGUCUUUACAGAACGAUUAAAAAUGAUAUUUCAUUGAGAUUACAACAAAUGACUGAAGAUUUAAUGCUAGAAGCAUUAAUUUGCAAAAAACAAUAUGUUGAAAAUCAUUGUGAGCCAGAAAAUGUUGUUCCAGCAUUAGAGAAAAGAUGUUUAGAAUGGAGUAAAUGUUUUAAUAAGGAUUUCAAUGCAGCGUUUUAUAACUCGAGCAUUGGAGCAGAAACAUUAGGACAAGUUAUAAAUUCAUUAAUUGAACCAAUCGGGUUUAAAGCGUUGUUAGUUGGAGGAAUUGGGCUCGUUGUUUGGGUGUUUAUUUCCAAUGUGCUAUUCGGGUAUAUUCGA